AUGACAGAAAUGAUGAAAAUGAUUGACUUUCUUCCACCAAGAACAGUCAAACCAAGAAAUAACGGAUAUACUAUGGUAAUGGACAAGGGACUUGGAAAUCAUGCUACUGAAGAUUUGUGUAUGACCGCUGCCCCUUAUAUUGAUUUUCUUAAACUUGGAUUUGGUACAUCAGUUUUUACUGGGGGGUUAAGAGAAAAACUUGCAAUAUACAAAAAGUAUGGCGUUGAAAUGUAUGUUGGUGGUACCUUCCUUGAGGCGUUUAUUGCUAGAAACAAAAUGGCAGAUUUCCACAAAAUUAUGAAAGAGUUUGGAAUUAAAAUGGUUGAAGUAAGUGAUGGGUCUUAUGAAAUGGGUCAGAAAAGAAAGCUUGAAAUCAUUAAAGAAUGUGCUGAACAUGGAUAUUUUGUUAUUUCAGAGGUUGGUAAUAAGUGUAAAAACAGAGAGUACACCCGAGAAGAAUGGGUUACUUCAAUGAAAGCUGAACUUACUGCUGGGUCGAGGGUUGUUAUUGUCGAAGCAAGAGAAAGUGGAACAACAGGGAUUUACAACAAAGACGGAAGUGUUAACAAAGAAAUGGUUGAUUAUUUAAUUUCUGAAGUUGACCCAAAUAAAAUUAUGUGGGAAGCCCCAUUAAAGUCCCAACAAGCCUGGUUAAUUUCAACAUUUGGCAUUAAUGUUAAUUUGGGAAAUAUUUCUCCUGCUGACAUUAUUGCUUUGGAAGCAUUAAGAAAUGGUCUUCGUGGUGAUACCUUUGCUCAAGUCCUUGAAGGAAGGUAUUAG
Messenger RNA from Entamoeba dispar SAW760, 780 nucleotides. RefSeq names its product phosphosulfolactate synthase, putative. The transcript has a single exon. NCBI's taxonomy places the organism in Eukaryota, Evosea, Mastigamoebida, Endamoebidae. The record is from RefSeq and is a predicted model, not a curated record. Bases 1 to 780 code for a protein of 259 amino acids.